Messenger RNA from Bufo gargarizans (Asiatic toad), 6826 nucleotides. It is a transcript of the gene MYH9, whose product is annotated as myosin heavy chain 9. Bases 167 to 6040 code for a protein of 1957 amino acids. The record is from RefSeq and is a predicted model, not a curated record. NCBI's taxonomy places the organism in Eukaryota, Metazoa, Chordata, Amphibia, Anura, Bufonidae. Gene Ontology annotation, cellular component: myosin complex. Gene Ontology annotation, molecular function: cytoskeletal motor activity; ATP binding; actin filament binding. The transcript has 42 exons.
GGCUGCUAGUUGGUGCCCAGCUUCUUCAGAGGAGACUUCUAGAUUAGGAGCGAGUUGGAAACCGUACUAUUCAGAGCUUCAUUGCGCUCAGAAAUAGACUCAUCAGACCAGGCAACGUUUUUCCAGACUUCAACAGUCCAAUUUUGGUCCGCUUUACUGAAGGAUCAUGGCACAAAAUGAUGCAGACAAAUACCUAUAUGUGGAUCGCAAUUUAAUCAACAAUCCCUUAGCUCAGGCAGACUGGUCUGCAAAAAAGCAAGUAUGGGUACCCUCAGAAAAACAUGGUUUUGAAGCAGCAAGUCUGAAGGACGAGGUUGGGGAUGAUGUCAUUGUUGAGUUAGCAGAGAAUGGCAAAAAAGUAAAGGUCAAUAAAGAUGAUGUACAAAAGAUGAACCCACCUAAAUUCUCCAAAGUUGAAGAUAUGGCUGAGUUGACCUGUCUGAAUGAAGCAUCUGUCCUGCACAAUCUGAAGGAGCGAUACUACUCUGGCUUAAUAUAUACUUAUUCUGGUUUGUUUUGUGUGGUAAUCAACCCAUACAAGAACCUACCAAUUUAUUCUGAAGAAAUUGUUGAUAUGUACAAAGGAAAGAAGAGACAUGAAAUGCCUCCACAUAUAUAUGCCAUCACUGACACUGCCUAUCGUAGCAUGAUGCAAGAUAGAGAAGACCAGGCUAUUCUUUGCACAGGGGAGUCUGGUGCUGGCAAAACAGAAAAUACAAAAAAAGUAAUCCAGUACUUGGCCUAUGUUGCAUCUUCUCAUAAAUCCAAGAAAGAUCAGGGUGAGCUGGAGAGACAGUUGUUGCAAGCUAAUCCAAUCCUUGAAGCAUUUGGAAAUGCCAAAACUGUCAAAAAUGAUAAUUCUUCAAGAUUUGGCAAAUUUAUCCGGAUUAACUUCGAUGUGAAUGGCUACAUUGUUGGAGCAAAUAUAGAAACCUACUUGCUGGAGAAAUCCCGUGCAAUUCGACAAGCUAAGGAUGAAAGAACUUUUCAUAUUUUUUACUACCUAUUAUCUGGAGCUGGAGAACAUUUGAAAACUGAUCUUCUGUUAGAGGCCUACAAUAAGUACCGUUUCCUUUCCAAUGGACAUGUUACCAUUCCAGGUCAGCAGGAUAAAGAUUUGUUUCAAGAAACUUUGGAGGCAAUGAAAAUAAUGAGCAUUCCUGAUGAAGAACAAAUUGGAUUGCUGAAAGUUAUUUCUGGUGUUUUGCAGCUGGGCAACAUUGUGUUUAAGAAGGAGCGAAACACAGAUCAAGCUUCCAUGCCUGAUAACACUGCUGCUCAAAAGGUGUGUCAUCUUCUGGGAAUCAAUGUUAACGACUUCACUAGAGGAAUCCUGAUGCCACGUAUAAAAGUUGGUCGAGACUAUGUGCAGAAAGCACAGACGAAAGAACAGGCAGACUUUGCUAUAGAGGCUCUUGCUAAAGCAACAUAUGAACGGAUGUUCCGCUGGCUUGUGAUGCGAAUUAACAAAGCCUUAGACAAAACUAAAAGACAAGGGGCUUCAUUCAUUGGGAUUCUGGAUAUUGCGGGGUUUGAGAUUUUUGAGCUAAACUCAUUUGAACAGCUAUGUAUCAACUACACUAAUGAAAAACUGCAACAGCUUUUCAAUCACACAAUGUUCAUACUAGAGCAAGAGGAGUACCAACGAGAAGGGAUUGAGUGGAGUUUCAUAGACUUUGGCUUGGACCUUCAGCCUUGUAUUGAUUUGAUAGAACGACCUGCUGGUCCACCUGGUAUACUUGCUCUUCUUGAUGAGGAGUGUUGGUUUCCAAAAGCUACGGAUAAAAGUUUUGUUGAGAAAGUGGUUCAGGAGCAGGGCUCCCAUCCAAAAUUCCAAAAGCCCAAACAGCUGAAAGAUAAAGCUGACUUUUGCGUCAUGCAUUAUGCUGGAAAGGUUGAUUACAAAGCUGAUGAGUGGCUUAUGAAGAAUAUGGACCCACUUAAUGACAAUAUUGCAACACUUCUGAAUCAGUCGUCUGAUAAGUUUGUGUCAGAACUUUGGAAAGAUGUGGAUCGCAUUGUUGGCUUGGAUCAAGUAGCAGGCAUGAGUGAUUCAGCUUUGCCUGGUGUUUUCAAGACCAGAAAAGGAAUGUUCCGUACUGUAGGUCAGUUGUAUAAGGAGCAACUGUCUAAACUCAUGGCUACUCUAAGAAACACAAACCCAAACUUUGUACGCUGCAUUAUCCCAAAUCAUGAGAAAAAGGCUGGUAAAUUGGAUGCCCACUUGGUGCUAGAUCAACUGCGCUGUAAUGGUGUGUUGGAAGGGAUCAGAAUCUGCCGACAGGGCUUUCCUAAUAGAAUUGUUUUCCAAGAAUUCCGACAAAGAUAUGAAAUUCUAACUCCGAAUUCCAUUCCCAAAGGCUUUAUGGAUGGGAAACAAGCAUGUGUUCUAAUGAUAAAAGCCCUGGAGCUAGAUUCCAACCUUUACCGUAUCGGUCAAAGCAAAGUGUUUUUCAGAGCUGGCGUACUUGCUCAUUUAGAAGAAGAACGUGAUCUAAAAAUUACAGAUGUGAUAAUUGGUUUCCAAGCCUGGUGCAGAGGUUACAUUGCAAGAAAAGCAUUUGCCAAACGUCAGCAGCAGCUUACUGCAAUGAAAGUAAUUCAAAGGAAUUGUGCAGCUUACUUAAAACUAAGGAAUUGGCAGUGGUGGCGUUUGUUCACAAAGGUUAAGCCUCUAUUACAAGCAAACAGAUUUGACGAGGAAUUGCAUGCAAAAGAAGUGGAACUUCAAAAAGUGAAAGAGCUUCAAACUGUAUCUGAACAGAAAGUUUUAGAGAUGGAACACUUCCAAAUGCAGCUUCAACAAGAGAAAAUUCAGCUGCAAGAACAAUUACAAGCCGAAACUGAGCUUUGUGCAGAAGCAGAAGAAAUGAGAGCUCGUUUAGCAGCUAAAAAACAGGAAUUGGAGGAAAUCUUGCAUGACUUGGAGUCUCGGGUAGAAGAGGAGGAGGAGCGAUGCCAGAUUCUGCACGCAGAAAAGAAGAAAAUGCAGCAGAAUAUUGGGGAACUGGAGGAACAGUUAGAGGAGGAAGAAGCUGCCAGACAGAAGCUUCAGUUAGAAAAAGUCACCAUUGAAGCAAAACUUAAGAAGAUGGAAGAGGAUGUAAUUGUCCUAGAAGAUCAGGCCAGCAAACUAAGCAAGGAGAAGAAAAUUCUUGAGGAACGCAUUGCAGAAUUUUCAACUAAUUUAGCCGAGGAAGAAGAAAAGUCAAAGAGCUUGGCCAAGUUGAAACACAAGCAUGAAACAAUGAUCUCUGACUUGGAAGAGCGUCUGCGCCGUGAGGAGAAACAGCGUCAGGAGCUAGAGAAGAUGCGUCGCAAGUUAGAGGGAGACUCCACAGACUUACAUGAUCAAAUUGCAGAGCUGCAAGCACAAAUCGCUGAAUUAAAAAUACAGCUAGCUAAAAAGGAAGAAGAAUUACAUGCUGCCCUUGCAAGAGUAGAGGAAGAGUCUGCUCAGAAGAAUAUAGCUCUUAAGAAAAUUAGAGAGCUUGAAGCACAGAUAAGUGAACUACAGGAAGACCUGGAAUCUGAAAGAGCUGCUCGCAGCAAGGCUGAAAAACAGAAGAGGGAUUUGGGAGAAGAACUUGAGGCUCUUAAGACGGAACUAGAAGAUACACUGGACUCCACAGCAGCCCAACAAGAGCUCCGAACAAAACGUGAACAUGAGGUGACCCAAUUAAAGAAAAGCUUGGAAGAGGAAGCUCGAAUUCAUGAAGCCCAAAUCCAGGAGCUUAGACAGAAGCAUGCUCAAUCGGUAGAAGAACUUUCUGAGCAGCUAGAGCAAACCAAACGGGUGAAAGGAAACCUGGAGAAGGCCAAACAGGCUCUGGAAAGUGAGCGUAAUGAUUUGGCCAAUGAGGUAAAGGCACUAUUGCAAGGCAAGGGUGAUUCUGAGCACAAGAGAAAAAAAGUAGAAGCUCAACUUCAGGAGCUGCAAGUGAAAAUCACAGAAGGAGACAGAUUGCGAGUAGAGCUGUCAGAAAAGGCAAAUAGGCUGCAGGUGGAUUUGGAUAAUGUCACAGGGCUUCUUUCUCAAGCAGAGACCAAGACUACCAAACUUUCUAAAGACUUUUCUACAAUGGAAUCUCAAAUUCAGGACACUCAGGAACUUUUGCAAGAAGAAACUCGUCAGAAGCUUGGACUUAGUACAAAACUGAAACAAAUGGAAGAUGAGAGAAAUGGUUUAAUUGAGCAACUAGAGGAGGAAGAGGAAGCAAAGAGAAACUUGUCAAAGCAGAUUUCAACACUGCAAGCCCAGAUGGCAGAUACAAAAAAGAAAAUGGAGGAGAGCAUUGGGUCAUUGGACUCUGUUGAAGAGCAAAAGAAAAAAAUGCAAAAAGAACUAGAAUCUGCAAACCAACAGUAUGAAGAGAAAGCAGCUGCUUAUGACAAGCUUGAGAAGACAAAAACUAGGCUUCAACAGGAACUAGAAGAUAUUACAGUGGAUCUUGAUCACCAACGUCAGAUUGUGUCCAACUUGGAAAAGAAGCAGAAAAAGUUUGAUCAGUUGCUUGGUGAGGAGAAGACAAUUUCCGCAAAAUAUGCAGAAGAACGUGACCAUGCUGAAGCGGAGGCUCGUGAAAGAGAGACCAAAGUGCUCUCCUUGGCACGCUCUCUGGAAGAGGCACUUGAAAUGAAGACUGAGUUAGAAAGGCUUAACAAGCAGCUGCGCACUGAAAUGGAGGACUUGGUUAGCUCUAAGGAUGAUGUAGGAAAAAAUGUUCAUGAACUAGAAAAGUCUAAGAGAGCGUUGGAACAGCAAGUAGAAGAAAUGAAGACUCAGUUGGAGGAACUUGAAGAUGAAUUACAAGCCACAGAGGAUGCCAAGUUGCGCUUAGAAGUUAACCUGCAAGCUAUGAGGGCACAAUUUGAGAGAGAUCUGCAAGGUCGUGAUGAGCAGAGUGAAGACAAGAAGAAACAACUUGUCAGACAAGUAAAAGAAAUGGAAGCAGAGCUUGAAGAUGAAAGGAAGCAACGUUCAUUGGCUGUAGCAGCCAGAAAGAAGUUAGAGAUGGAUCUAAAAGACUUGGAGGGACAAAUUGACUCUGCAAACAAAAAUAGAGAAGAAGCAAUGAAACAACUGCGUAAAUUGCAGGCGCAAAUGAAGGAUUACCAGAGAGAGUUGGAAGACACUAGAGCAUCCAGGGAUGAUAUUUUAAGUCAGUCUAAAGAAAAUGAAAAGAAACUUAAAAGUCUGGAGGCGGAGAUGAUCCAUAUGCAGGAGGAGCUUGCUGCAGCAGAGCGUGCCAAAAGGCAAGCCCAACAGGAAAGAGAUGAACUGGUAGAUGAAAUUGCAAAUAGCAGUGGUAAAGGUGCUCUGGCUUUAGAAGAGAAAAGACGUUUAGAAUCUCGCAUUGCACAACUGGAGGAAGAACUGGAGGAGGAACAGGGCAAUACUGAACUGGCCAACGACAGACUGAGAAAGGCUACUCUCCAGAUUGACCAGAUGAAUGCUGAUCUGAAUGCAGAACGUAGUAAUGCUCAGAAGAAUGAGAAUGCCCGUCAGCAAUUGGAUCGACAAAACAAGGAGUUAAAAACAAAAUUGCAAGAAUUGGAAGGAUCUAUUAAAUCCAAAUUCAAGGCAUCUAUCACUGCCUUGGAAGCAAAGAUCGCACAAUUGGAGGAACAGCUUGAUACUGAAACAAAAGAAAGACAGGCUGCAAGUAAACAAGUCCGUCGCUCAGAGAAAAAGCUGAAGGAUGUGCUAAUGCAAAUGGAAGACGAAAGGCGCAAUGCUGAACAGUUUAAAGACCAGGCAGAGAAAAAUAAUGUUCGUAUGAAGCAGUUGAAGCGCCAGGUAGAAGAGGCAGAAGAAGAAGCACAGCGUGCCAAUGCUUUGAGACGAAAAUUGCAGCGUGAACUUGAGGAUGCCACAGAAACCGCAGAAGUAAUGAACCGUGAAGUUAAUACCCUUAAAAGCAAACUUCGACGUGAUGUACCAUUUGUUACAAGACGUGUUGGAAGAAAGGGAGUUGAUGAAGCUUCUGAUGAAGAUUUGGAUAGCAAAGCGGAUCCUGGUGAUUUAAAAUCUGAUUAGGGAUUUAGCCAUCAUGUAGAGUUCAAACUCUAAAUAAUAUACCUUGAUGGAAAGCCAUGACCCACUCUUUAGAUUUUGUUUUUAUAAAAAGCCAUUGCUUGAUCAUACGUAAUCAUUUUCCAUUGAAUGUGUUUUGUGGCUAAGUCUCAAACUCCAAAUGUUUAGGCAGUUUCUGGUAUGAGUGGAUUUGUGAUGUAGUUUGUUGCCUUAAUUCCAAGUGUCUUUGAUAGUGCAGCUGCAAACGCAUUUGGUUUACCUUCCCUCUUGAAACUUUUUUGUCAAUAAAUGGUUCUGUCUGUUAUAUCUAUCUUUUGCUAUUUUGCCAAAAUUCAUUGUCCAAGUCUAUUAAGGACCAAAUAUUUAAAGUUUGGAUCGCAUUUUUUAUAUUGCAAAUGUGUUUUGUAUACCUAACUUUAUACAAGGAUAAAUUGUUAUAAACGUUUAACUGAUGAGUUGGCUGUUCUGCACCACUUACAUGAACUGAUAUACUGUGCAUUCCUUAUUUUAAUGGUCAAACAGUUUUCAAAUGCAUUUUUGCAUCACUGCCAGUCAUUACAGAUCAUAUAAAUGUAUGCGUAGUACUGUUCUGUUAAACCAAAUAACAUAUUCAAAAGAAUUUACAAGAUCUUUACAGACCUGCUAUUAUAACUUUUCAGAUUAUUCUGUAGCGUGCAAGUGCAUUUUUUUUUUCUGCAGCCUGUUUGCUUGAUGAAUCACAAGAAUUGAUGAAUCACAAGGCAAUUUGUUUUUGCUAUUGCUUAUAAUAAAUAUUAACAGUACUGCAAA